Cladocopium goreaui is the source of this 1163-nucleotide messenger RNA. The record is from the annotation of a GenBank genome assembly. NCBI's taxonomy places the organism in Eukaryota, Dinophyceae, Suessiales, Symbiodiniaceae.
GACUUCAUGAUGGAGGAUGCCUCACAGCUAUUGCCGGACAAGCGCGGGUGGCUACAACAACCUCCGCCUUUGCCUUCUGGUGCACUGGUGGCACUGGAGUGGUCACAUGGGGCAAUCCCAUGUGUGGUGGUGACAACUGCCGAGUACAAGAUCAAUUGAAAAACGUCCAGCAAGUCUCAGCCACCUUCAGUGCAUUUGCUGCUGUCUUGGCAGAUGGGACGGUGGUGACCUGGGGCGAUGCGAGCCGCGGUGGUGACAGCACCCAAGUUGCAGAUCAGCUGAGGAAUGUGUGGCAGAUCCAUGGCUCCCAUGGGGCAUUUGCUGCGAUUCUGCAAGAUGGCGCAGUUGUAUCCUGGGGCCAUCCGCAGUAUGGUGGUGACAGCAGCCUCCUACAGCCGCAGCUCUGCCAAGUUCGUCAGAUCACCGGCACUGCUGGUGCCUUUGCAGCGUUGGGCCAUGGUGGGCUACGCACCUGGGGCGAUGCGGCGUGGGGGGGCGAUAGCAGCAUGGUGCAGGACCAGCUUACAAAUGUGCAGCAGGUUUUCGCCACGAACCGAGCCUUUGCUGCGUUGAAAGCAGAUGGAAGAAUCGUGACCUGGGGUCAUCCUGGAUAUGGCGGAGAUAGCUCCAAGGUACACGAUCAGCUCCAUGAUGUGGUGAAGGUGGUUGCCACUCGUCAUACCUACGGCGCUGCCUUUGCCGCACUUCGAAGCACUGGAUCGGUGGUGACGUGGGGCCACAGCCUCUAUGGAGGGGACAGUAGUCUGGUGCAACAUCGCUUGAGGAAUGUGCGGCAUAUUUCUGCCACCCUCAGCGCGUUUGCUGCUGUGGGAGAAGAUGGACGUGUCACUACAUGGGGCGAUGCAUUCCUGGGUGGUGACAGCACUGGAGUUCAAGAUCAGCUUGUUGGUGUCAGAGAAAUUUCUGCCACCAGUGGAGCGUUUGCUGCGAUGGCUGAUGGACAUAUUGUCACCUGGGGUGAUGCUUCGCUGGGUGGCGACAGCAGCCAUGUCGCGACAGCUGGGCUGCGAGAAGUUUUUGAAGUGCACGCGACGGAUGGGGCAUUCGCUGCGAUCCUUUCAGAUGGAAGCGUGGUGACAUGGGGCCAUUUGAAUUACGGCGGGAACAGCGCCAGGGUGCAAGAUCAGCUGCGAAAAGUGUAG